AUGAAGGUUGUGUCAGGCUCCAAAUUUAUGUGGCAUGGCGCUGUAGAACAGCGGAAAUCGGCAUCUCAGAAUGUGAAUAGUGCUCCUCCCUCGAAAGUGAGAUCAAGAGGAUCCGGAAACCAGAAACCAUUUUCAAGUUUCCUUUCGUCAAGUACUGAAUUCCGGAGAAACAGAAUCCUCGAAGCUCAUCCUAUGAAGGUUGUGUCAGGCUCCAAAUUUGUGUGGCAUGGCGCUGUAGGUGAUGCAGAACAGCGGAAAUCGGCAUCUCAGAAUGUGAAUAGUGCUCCUCCCUCGAAAAACAGAAUCCUCAAAGCUCAUCCUAUGAAGGUUGUGUCAGGCUCCAAAUUUAUGUGGCAUGGCGCUGUAGGUGAUGCAGAACAGCGGAAAUCGGCAUCUCAGAAUGUGAAUAGUGCUCCUCCCUCGAAAGUGAGAUCAAGAAGAUCCGGAAACCAGAAACCAUUUUUCAAGUUUCGUUUCGGCAAGUACUGA
This is a messenger RNA of Cooperia oncophora, 489 nucleotides long. The record is from the annotation of a GenBank genome assembly. Lineage: Eukaryota; Metazoa; Nematoda; Chromadorea; Rhabditida; Trichostrongylidae.